Messenger RNA from Phalaenopsis equestris, 2290 nucleotides. RefSeq names its product DNA polymerase epsilon subunit B. Gene Ontology annotation, biological process: DNA-templated DNA replication; error-prone translesion synthesis. Gene Ontology annotation, cellular component: epsilon DNA polymerase complex. The coding region runs from base 369 to 1961 and encodes 530 amino acids. The transcript has 14 exons. The record is from RefSeq and is a predicted model, not a curated record. NCBI's taxonomy places the organism in Eukaryota, Viridiplantae, Streptophyta, Magnoliopsida, Asparagales, Orchidaceae. Gene Ontology annotation, molecular function: DNA binding.
CGCACACUCAGCAUGGUAAUUUUUUUCCUUUUCCCGCCAUCUCCCCUUCCCCGUUCCAGCCCCGAAACGCUCGUCUACAUCCUUACCCCCUCGCUCGGUUCUGCACAAAACCAUCGCCUUCGUGACCGAACCAUCACGAUACAGUCGCAAUUAGAGCUAGCUGGGAAGGCAACUGCGGGAUCGCGGCGUACUGAGGCCCUAAACUCCAUCUUUCUUCUCCUUCCGCACUGCUCCAACCCGAAACCAUGGAGGCUGAUGGAGGAAGGAUUUAGGUCAAAUCCAGGUUAAGUCCAGCUCUAAAUCCGUCACCAGACAGCCCCGAGAAAGUGAGAGAGAUCCGGAACGAGGGAAGGAGUGAGCCGAAGAGAAUGGGAGCGGGGGAGAUCCGAAGGAGAGUCCAGAAGAAAUUUAAACUCAGAGGAUUCACCCUAAAGGUGGAUGCUUUGGAAGAAGCUCUGUCCUUCUUGUCUCACUUCCAGGACGCAGAAGACGAAGCCCUGGACCUUCUUCUUGACGAGAUCGACAAGGAAUCUCUUAAAUCGUCAAUCCUCGACGGGGAGGCAAUCCGGCGUGUGGUGAACCUUCUUUUAGAGGCGGAGACCGCCGUCGAUCCGAGCUCGUCGGCGGUCAGCAGCCGAUCGGCUCUUCGCGUUGUAGAUGCAUUCGUGAUCCCGAGGUUUUGUUAUGAUCCCAUUAAGAAGGUGUUCUACGAGUACAUUGGUAAAUUAUCAAUUCAUGGGGAAGCUAGGGACAAAGCUGCCCUUUACAGAGACAGGUACCAACUACUGCUUCAGAGGCUCACCCGAGACAAGUACUUCUCAAAGCCUGUAUUUGACGCUGAAAUGGCUGAAUCGGAGAGCUGUGAGAUAACUUCCAUCCAUUCUUUGAUUGGGUGCACCGGUAGGAGAUGGCUAAUUGGGGUCAUAUCUCAACUUGAGGAAGGCCACUUCUAUUUGGAAGAUCUUACAGCAGCAAUACCAAUUGACUUGGCAAAUGCAAAAAUCACUUCAGGAUUUUUUGUAGAGAACACUGUGAUUGUAGCUGAAGGAGAGCUUCUUUCAAAUGGCAUUUUCAAGGUCAAUACAUGUGGAUUUCCACCUUUGGAGGAUAGAGAUGAAUCCUUAUCUUUGCUCAUGGGUCUUGACUUCUUUGGUGGUGGUGUUAUCUCAACCGAAGAAACUCUCAGAUUGUCAGUAAUGGAAAAGAAGGCAGUGAAUGACAUGUUUGUCAUACUUUCAGAUGUAUGGCUGGACAAUGAAGAGACCAUGCAAAAGCUUUCUGUGGUUUUGGAUGGUUAUGAAAGUGUGGAGGUGGUUCCUUCUUUAUUUGUUUUAAUGGGAAAUUUCUGUUCUCAUCCAUGCAAUCUUUCUUUCCACUCGUACUCUAAUCUCAGAAUGCAGUUUGCAAAGCUGGGAGAAAUGAUUACAGCUCAUCCAAGGAUAAAUGAGCAAAGUCGUUUUUUAUUUAUCCCAGGUCCUGAUGAUGCAGGUCCAGCAAAAGUUCUUCCAAGGUGUGCAUUACCAAACUACUUAACUGAAGAACUCCAGAAGCUCAUUCCAACUGCUAUCUUCUCAAGCAACCCUUGCAGAGUAAAAUUCUACACUCAAGAAAUUGUGUUCUUCCGGCAAGAUCUCCUAUAUAGGAUGCGCCGUUCAUCUUUGAUUCCACCUUCGUCAGAGGAAACCACCGAUCCAUUCGAACAUCUUGUCGCGACCAUCACUCAUCAAAGUCACCUCUGCCCCCUGCCGCUCACGGUGCAGCCAAUCAUAUGGAACUAUGACCAUUGCCUUCAGCUCUAUCCUACCCCACACACUAUUGUUUUGGGUGAUAGGAGUGAGCAGAAGGCUUUCAAAUACACAGGAAUAACAUGUUUCAACCCGGGAUCCUUCUCCAGUGACAGCACUUUUGCCGCAUAUCGGCCCUGCACACAAGAAGUUGAGCUUUCGGCUAUUGAAUGCUAGGAUUUUGUGAAGCUCCUGAGCAUCAUAACUGAGCUCUUCAGUCGAGUGUUAGCGACUAAGUGGAUGUAUGGGAUGCAGACAGCUUGGAUUGUGUCGGCGCGGCGAAGCGCGGACACUACCAGCAUUGUUGAGGGAAAGAUUAGUCUGCUAAAAGCUGGAAAAGUACUCAAGAAGGUGGGAUAUUAAGUUAUUUUGAUUAUCCAAACAUUUUUGGCUUUUAUCGAACUUUAUUUGGAGGAUAACAAGAUUGAGAGAAAAUAUUCUUUCAAAAUCGAAACAUUUGUGUUAAUCUUUGCUACCUUUUAUUUGGAAGCUUAUUUAUUAUCUUA